UUUCAUCUGGCUGUCGCCCGCUGGUGUUUGUGAUUUUAAUACUGGCGCAAAAAUGAUGGGCCCCUGCUAAGUCGCUUUAUCUAGCAGCGAAUGCAGGAAAAGGUAUCUGAGACAACACUCCCGUUGAAAGAAGUCGAGUGACUGCGCACCUUUGGAUCUAAAAUUGGACUGUUCAUUCCAUCCACGAGAGCAAGAUGAUGCCAGCGUUCACUAGCUACACACGUUAGCAUAGAACUAGUCUCUUCCUUGGGUGCUUUCAAGACAUGCAGUGGCUGGCUGCUAGCCGAAUAGCAGUGUUUUAAACUGGCUGCCUGGAUGCAGAAAGUGAUGCAAAUUCUGUCUGAAUUGAACUUUCAAGUUUAACAUGACGCCACUUUAAUAUACAACAGAGAGCACCAUGCUGAUCGCUGAGGAGCAGGAUGAGGCCAGAGAGCCCCGUGAGGCGGCCCACCCCAUGUGAGCUGUCCCUGGCUGUCCCUGGCUGCGCCUUUGCCUGUCUGUCUGUGUCUGUCCCAUGGACACACUGCCAACUAGGGCCACUUCCACCUGGGUCAGCUUAAUCUGCCUCCCGCAGCAGGUCGACUACACCAGACAGAGAGCCAGCCAAAGAGAGAGAGAGCGAUAGAGACAGAGAUAAAUAGAUAGGUAGAGAGAGAGAUUGAGAAGAGAGAGAGAGAGAGAGGGAGAAAGAAAGAUAGAGGAGGGAGAUUGGAAGCGACAGACAAACAAACGGGCCCAAGGACAAGUGGGUGGAGAUUACCCAGUAGCCUGCAGUGAAGUGGAGAGGAGUGGAGGUGAGGUAGAGCUGGGACGGGAGCUCUCCACCGACUGAUAGAUAGGCAGAUAGAUAGAUAGGGUCCAGUCCACCGCUGUGGAGCCUCUAAAGGCACCCCUGUCCUCUCCCCUCUCCUCCUCCUCCUCCUCCUCCUCCUCCUCCUCCUCCUCCUCCUCCUCCACCACCACCCCUACCUCCACCCCCAUCCUCACCUCCACUGAUUUGCACGCGGUGUCCAACAUCGCCACCUGUGCCAGUGCCUGCCUGCUGGGCUGCCAUGUCGGCAGGUGAGGCGGACCAUGCGGACCACCCGCGCUUCUUCGUGGGGGCGGACGAGGGGGAGGGGGAGGAGCUGCUGGACCCAGGCCGCGUGCUGGGCUACGACUGCCUAUACGAGAACGUGGAGGAGGAGGAUGAGGAGGAGGACGACGAAGAGUAUGACUCGCCCCCGGAGCGUCAGAUCGUGGUGGGCAUCUGUGCCAUGGCCAAGAAGUCCAAGUCCAAGCCCAUGAAGGAGAUCCUGGAGCGCCUGUGCCUCUUCAAGUACAUCACCGUGGUGACGCUGGAGGAGGAGGUCAUCCUCAACGAGCCGGUGGAGAACUGGCCCCAGUGCGACUGCCUCAUCUCCUUCCACUCCAAAGGUUUUCCUCUGGAUAAGGCGGUGGCCUAUGAGAAACUCAGGAACCCCUUUGUCAUCAAUGACUUAGACCUGCAGUACUGCAUCCAGGACAGGAGGGAGGUGUAUCGGAUCCUGAAGGCGGAGGGGAUCCAGCUUCCCAGAUUUGCCGUCUUGAACCGAGACCCUGCGCAGCCAGAAGAGUGUAACCUGGUGGAGGGAGAGGACCAUGUGGAGGUGAACGGGGAGAUCUUCCAGAAGCCCUUUGUGGAGAAGCCGGUCAGUGCGGAGGACCACAACGUCUACAUCUACUACCCCACCUCCGCAGGAGGAGGCAGCCAGAGACUCUUCAGGAAGAUUGGCAGCAGGAGCAGUGUCUACUCUCCCGAGAGUAACGUCCGCAAGACUGGCUCCUACAUCUAUGAGGAGUUCAUGCCAACAGACGGCACCGAUGUAAAGGUGUACACGGUGGGGCCGGACUAUGCCCACGCGGAGGCCCGCAAGUCCCCGGCGCUCGACGGCAAGGUGGAGCGGGACAGCGAGGGGAAGGAGGUGCGCUACCCCGUCAUCCUCAACGCCCGAGAGAAACUCAUCGCAUGGAAAGUCUGCCUGGCCUUCAAGCAAACUGUGUGCGGCUUUGACCUGCUGCGUGCAAACGGACAAUCCUACGUCUGCGACGUCAACGGUUUCAGCUUUGUGAAGAAUUCCAUGAAGUACUACGAUGACUGUGCGAAAAUACUGGGGAACAUCAUCAUGCGAGAGCUGGCCCCUCAGUUCCAGAUCCCCUGGUCCAUUCCACUGGAAGCUGAAGACAUCCCCAUCGUGCCCACAACCUCAGGAACCAUGAUGGAGCUUCGCUGUGUCAUCGCCGUGAUUCGCCAUGGCGACAGGACUCCAAAGCAGAAAAUGAAAAUGGAGGUCAGACAUCAGAGAUUUUUUGACCUCUUUGAAAAAUGUGAUGGGUAUAAAAGUGGCAAGCUGAAAUUGAAAAAGCCAAAACAGUUACAGGAAGUGUUGGAUAUCGCUCGGCAGCUAUUGGUCGAACUGGGACAGAAUAACGACUCGGAGAUCGAAGAGAGCAAAGCAAAACUGGAACAGCUCAAAACAGUCCUGGAAAUGUAUGGUCAUUUCUCUGGCAUCAACCGCAAGGUGCAGCUAACAUAUCUCCCCCAUGGAUGUCCGAAAACCUCUAGUGAGGAGGAAGAUGUCCAGAGGGAUGACCCGUCUCUGCUGCUGGUGCUGAAGUGGGGGGGAGAGCUGACCCCAGCAGGCCGAGUACAGGCUGAGGAGCUGGGCAGAGCCUUCAGGUGCAUGUACCCUGGAGGACAAGGUGACUACGCAGGCUUCCCUGGCUGUGGGCUGCUGCGGCUGCACAGCACCUACAGACACGACCUGAAGAUCUACGCCUCCGACGAGGGCCGCGUGCAGAUGACCGCAGCCGCCUUCGCUAAGGGUCUGUUGGCUCUAGAGGGGGAGUUGACUCCUAUCCUGGUGCAGAUGGUGAAGAGUGCCAACAUGAACGGCCUGCUGGACAGUGACAGCGACUCGCUCAGCAGCUGCCAGCAGAAGGUCAAGGCCCGGCUACACGAGAUCAUGCAGAAGGACCGCGACUUCUCCACAGAGGACUACGACAAGCUCGCCCCAACUGCCAGCACGUCCCUGGUAAAGUCCAUGCAGCAGAUCAAGAACCCGGUGAAGACCUGUGACAAGGUUUACUCCCUCAUCCAGAACCUCACGCUGCAGAUCCGGCGGAAGAUGGAGGACCCCGUGGCCACCGGAGAUAUCCAGCUGUACCACAGCGAGACGCUGGAGCUGAUGCUGCGGCGCUGGUCCAAGCUGGAGAAGGACUUCAAGAUGAAGAACGGCCGCUACAACAUCAGCAAGAUCCCCGACAUCUACGACUGCAUCAAGUACGACGUGCAGCACAACAGCUCCCUCAAGCUGGACAACACCAUGGAGAUCUACCGCCUGUCCAAAGCGCUGGCCGACAUCGUUAUACCACAGGAGUAUGGCAUCGCCCAGGCUGAGAAGCUGGACAUUGCCAAAGGUUACUGCACACCCCUCAUCCGCAAGAUCCGCUCCGACCUCCAAAGAACCCAAGACGAUGACACGGUCAACAAACUCCACCCAGUGUACUCCCGAGGUGUCAUGUCUCCUGAGCGUCACGUACGGACCAGGCUGUACUUCACUAGUGAGAGCCAUGUGCACUCACUACUCUCCAUCCUCCGCUAUGGCGCCCUAUGUGACGAGACAAAGGACGACCAGUGGAAGCGGGCCAUGGAAUACCUGAAGGUGGUCAGCGAGCUCAACUACAUGACCCAGAUUGUCAUCAUGCUGUACGAAGACCCUAACAAGGACCCUUCAUCAGAGGAGCGCUUCCACGUGGAGCUGCACUUCAGCCCCGGGGCCAAGGGCUGUGAGGAGGACAAGAACCUGCCCUCAGGGUUCGGCUACCGGCCCGCGUCCAGGGAGAACGAGGGCUCCAAGAAGAAGUCGCAGAACGACAGUGACGAGGAGUCGGGCCCCGUGAAGCGCGACGAGCCGGACCGCGCCCUCAUGAUGUUCCGGCCCAUGGUGUCGGACCCCAUCUACAUUCACCGGAAGUCCCCCCUCCCCCGCUCCAAGAAGAUCGGUUCCGUGGAAUCCCCAUUGCAGCCAGACUUUAACAAGACCAGCGCUGGCAAAGAAGAGAGCCCCCUGAGUGUGUCUAGCCCUGACUCAUUUGGUACCUGGAUACAUUACACCUGUGGUGUGGGUACAGGGCGGCGAAGACGCAGAUCAGGGGACCAAAUCACUUCCUCCCCCGUCUCCCCCAAAUCACUGGCUUUCACAUCCAGUAUUUUUGGCUCAUGGCAACAGGUUCUGGCAGAGAACAACAGCCACCUUCGGCCUGGAAGGCUUCAUUCUGACCACAAGCUCACCACAGGCAUAGGGUCGCAUUGCGCUGGCCUGUUUAGCACCAUGGUGCUCGGGGGGUCGUCCAGCGCUCCUAACCUGCAAGAUUAUGCGCGCGCACACCGUAAAAAGCUGACCACCUCUGGCUUCUUAGAUGGCUUCGAGCUGUACUCCAUGGUGCCCUCCAUCUGUCCUCUGGAGACGCUCCACAACUCGCUGUCCCUGAAGCAGGUCGACGACUUCCUGGCCUCCAUAGCACAGUCCCAGGAUUCCUUCCUGGACCUCUCCGCCUCUUCUCCAGCUGUUCCUGGAAAGAAAGCCCCUUUAAACACGUACACUCCAGCAAGGGUUUUACCGUGUCCGUUCACCCAGAAGCAUGCUAUGGAAAGGGCAGCUUCAGGUACCCCAGUGUGCGAGCAGUCUUCACAUCGACCGGUCACAACAAGCCCACCUAACCUAAGAGGGGCGAACAAGGCACCAAAGGGGAGCUCUCCUCUCUGCACCUCAACGCCCAGCAAAACCAAGCCUACCACAGACCCCCAAAACCAGCAAGGCCCUGGGGCCGUCCAGAGCCAAGGCCUAAGCAGCACACAACCCGCCGUCUGUUUGCCCCCCACCCCGCCUGCCGCACCGGCAAAACCGCAGCAGGAGGACCGAGAACUGAAGGCAGCUACACCGCGAUUUGAACAUGGCGGCAGUGGAGGCAGCAGCAGCAGCGGUGGGGAUGGUGGUAGUGGGACUGCACCUCAGGUCUCGCUCUCCAAAAGUUCAGGAGAUAAGGAGACCAAGACAAAGGUUACAGUUCCAAGUAGCGCCAUCUUGUCGUCAUCUUCGUUGACGUCGUCAGGUGUUGAGGAACACACUGCGGUAGUGGUGUCCAGCACCCCAAAGGGUCAUGGCCCAUCUCAGACUUUAAGCAAGGGUCCAUAAGCGAAAACAAAUCAAAUCAACUCAAGCUUUUGGUUUGGGACAUGAAUUUACAGUACGACUUGAGUUUGUUACAUGAACUGAAUGUGCCAUAAUGGUGCGAAACACAUUGCCUAUGAGGUCCAUCCCUGUAAGAAUCCCCAUGUAAGACGUAGAUAGUGUAGACAAUGGUUACACACACAUCACUUGAACUUUUAAGCUUAGCACAUUUUAAAAGGUUACCGAUACAAAGUACACGUUUCACCACAUAGUGUCACAGAAGUUAGCUGUGUUGUGAAUAGUGGGAACAGACACGAAAAAAGCCAUCAAUGUCAUGUCUCUAUAUUUGUGUUGCUUUUGUUCCUGUUUGUAUAUUUGAAUGUAAGAAACGUUGUUGAUUUUUAAAAAAAACACACACAUGCAGGGUGCAAAGUCUGUUGUCCGCAAAUGUUACUGUAUUUGACAAUGCUGCAGCCAACACAUCCUUGAGGAAAAAAUCCAGAAUGGAGCCAAAUAAAAUGGAUUCUCUUCAUUCAGACAUUAUGGUAGAUUAUUCUUCUGGUCCAAAGUGUAAAAGGACUGUUAAAAGUGUCUGUUAAAAUGUUCUGACACACAAACUGACAGAAGCGCAUACACACAUCACCAAUGUACAGUCCCACACUUGAGUGAGUGCCUGUGCGUGCGUACACACACACACUCACACACACUCACACACACACACACACACACACACACACACACACACACACACACACACACACACACACUCACACACACACACACACAGUCAUCUUAUAUUUUUGAUAAAUAUUUUAGCUGUAGUCCUACUGAUGAACCUGCACUUUGCAUUUCUAAACGAUUGAACUGGAAAUGGAAGAAAGUCUGCCUUACAGAAUGUGAUGAUUGUUCUUUAGUAUAAUGCUUUAUUCCAUUGCAACCAAACAUACAUGUUGUGUAUAUAAUGGAAAUAAACUUUGAUGGAAGUUCCCUUUGUACAAGUU
Engraulis encrasicolus (European anchovy) is the source of this 6193-nucleotide messenger RNA. RefSeq names its product diphosphoinositol pentakisphosphate kinase 2 (gene ppip5k2). NCBI's taxonomy places the organism in Eukaryota, Metazoa, Chordata, Actinopteri, Clupeiformes, Engraulidae. Bases 1053 to 5216 code for a protein of 1387 amino acids. Gene Ontology annotation, molecular function: 5-diphosphoinositol pentakisphosphate 1-kinase activity; diphosphoinositol pentakisphosphate kinase activity; inositol hexakisphosphate kinase activity. Gene Ontology annotation, cellular component: cytosol. The record is from RefSeq and is a predicted model, not a curated record. The transcript is spliced from 31 exons. Gene Ontology annotation, biological process: inositol metabolic process; inositol phosphate biosynthetic process.